Heterotrigona itama is the source of this 2034-nucleotide messenger RNA. The record is from the annotation of a GenBank genome assembly. NCBI's taxonomy places the organism in Eukaryota, Metazoa, Arthropoda, Insecta, Hymenoptera, Apidae.
AUGUCAGUAUGGAGGCAACACUCUGGUAGAAACGGCGUGUUAGUGCCUGGAUUCUCGAGCCGGUCUGAAUGAGAAUUUGGUGAGCAACUGGUGUGUAAGUAUAAUUCAACGUUAAAUUAACAGAAUUUUUCUGCCGGCUUCUCUCUCGUGCUCGCUGCUUGACACUAUUUACUGUUGCUCGUUUGAAAUCCGACCGUACGUAUAUGCUAUUUUUAUCUAUAAUCGCAUUAAUAUAUUCACCAUUCUUUCGAUCGUUGAAAAUAAUACCGCGUAACGUUUCCUACGCUUGUUGACGAAUACAAUAAACGCAAGUUCCGUGAAAGAUUUGCAUUGACUUGCAGAUAUUGUGUAAUUAAUUAAUAUAAUGUACCUGAAAAUUACAAUAAUUAUUACACUACGUUGUAAAAAAAAAAAAAAUUGCAGUUUAGAUGAUAAAUAUUUGAAAAACAUUGUUGAAAAUGAAGAGAACGACAAUGCCCGAUAUCUCUAACGAUCCAUGUUCACGGUCAUCGACCUGUUACUAGGCGUUUCUUCGGGAGACUUUAAUGCCGCGUCGUGUCGCAAUGGAAUUUCAAAAUUUUCCUCGUCAAACAUACCUACAGCAUACUGCCGUGCGCAAAUAUAAAUAUUACGAAACCUGUAUGUCAGAAAUCUGUUUAUUAUUUGUUGGCAACGUAUCAUCAAAGUCUAUGUCUAAAAUUAUUAAUUAUUAAUUGAAUCAUACGCUACUCGUUUAGAUCAUGUUACUGAAAAUGGUGAAUUGCACGACGCUGUGCAGCGUAAUUGCAGCCGCAUUCCUCGUCGUGCUCCUGUUCCUGCUGGCGGUGUACUUUUACCUGCAGUAUUCGUUCGGAGUGUGCAAGAGCAAGAACAGAAUGGACGGGAAGACUGUGAUAAUCACUGGAUGCACUUCCGGUAUCGGGAGAGAAACGGCGAAGGACAUAGCGAGAAGAGGAGCAAGAUUGAUUAUGGCAUGCAGAAAUUUGGAGGCAGCGAACAAAUUGAAAGACGAAUUAAUAAAGGAAUUUGGUAAUGAAAACAUCGUUACACGAAAACUAAACUUGUCGUCAUUGUCCUCGGUGAGGGAAUUUGCACGGCAAAUCAACCGUGAAGAAUCCAGAUUGGACGUGUUAAUUCACAACGCGGGAACAGCAGAAGUAUUUAGAAAAGAAGUGAACGAAGAUGGACUGGAAAUGACCAUGGCAACGAAUCACUAUGGUCCAUUCUUACUCACGCAUCUUUUGAUCGAUCUACUGAAACUAUCGAAACCAAGUCGAAUAGUGGUUGUUGCAUCGGGACUGUACUUUCUAGCAAAGUUAAACCUGAACAACCCAAAUCCAGUAACAUCUUUGCCUGCCUACUUGUACUAUGUCUCCAAAUAUGCAAAUAUCGUCUUUACGUUAGAAUUAGCACGACGUCUCGAAGGUUCUGGCGUUACUGCCAAUUGCCUUCAUCCUGGUCUAAUAAACACGGGAAUCUGGAAGAAGGUGCCACCUCCGUUCUCUUGGGCAUUGACCUUUCUGCUGAAAGUAUUUUGCAAAACGCCUGAACAAGGUGCGCAAACAACGAUACAUCUUGCAGUGUCCAGCGAAGUCGAUGGAAUUUCUGGCAAAUAUUUCUCAGAUUGUCGUGAAACCAACCUUCUUGACGGAAUAAAAGAUCCAUCGAUUGGUAAGAAGUUUUGGGAGCUUAGUGAAACCAUAGCGAAACUCCAGCCAUCGGAUCCAAAAAUCUAGAUGACCUAAACAUAUUUCAUUAGUUUAUAUACUUAAAAAAACUGUAAAUUUCCUGCCACUAAAACAUUUCUAAUUCAGUAAAUAGACUUCUUUGUACGAAUAAUUUGUAUUAAAUUACAGGGAAUAAUUAGGUAAUAAUUGUAUUAAAUUACAAGAAAUAAUUAGAUAAUAUUAUAAUUACAUUAACGUAACGCUAUUAAAGAAUAAUAAAAUAUUUCUCAUGUUUUAUAUACAUACAUACACGUAUAUUCUAAUUUUAUUCAAAGAGACAGCAGCAUCUAUAUAUAUAUAUAUAUUU